AGCCAAAGGAAGAAACAUUCAAAGCUGCUGUCUGGAGAGCCGGGUGACUGCUGUCGUCAGAUAAACAUUUCUUCUGCUCACAACAGUUUCUAGGCAGCAUUGGGUCUUUGUUUAUGGGAACUAUUUGAAUGAUUAAGUGACUGACAGUGAUGACUCCCUGGCAUGCUGGCCGGUUGUAUUGUAGCUCUACAGACACGCUCUGCGCGUCAUUAGAAGUGGGUCGGCUCGGCAUUAGCGUCUGCUGCUGCUGCCGUUACAGUUUGUCUGGUUUAAACUACGGAGGGGAAGCUUACCCUCCCGUCAGCCUUCCACCCCCCCUUGAUAUUGCCCUCUUAUCCUUGUAUUACCACCUGGACAACAUGGCAGAGCUCCCACCAUCCACCUCCUCUGAGGAUGGCCGGCCGGCUCACUGGAAACGUUCCAGUCGGCGGAGCAGGAAGUCUGGAUGCCACAACAUCUUCACAGGGGUCAACCUGCAGCAGCUGCACAAGCUCUUCACAGAGGCAGGAGACCAAGACGCCGAACAUCGGGCAAAGCUAGUGUGGCGUGGGAUGAGUGCGGAGAAGCAGAGGGCAGAGGAGGCCAUGGAGGAGGAAGGGGGGGACAUGGAGGAAGAGGUGGGGCUGGCCCAGGCCUUGGUGGGGCUCCGGGUCAGAGCGAGGAAUAAAGCGGGUAUCAGAGCAGAAGGAAACCGAGACCACAGGUGGCUCAGAGCAUCAGGGUAUCGCAGGAUUGACGAGCCGUUACCCAGCGACACUGUUGGGGACGAGGAGGCUGACGUAGUGCCGAGUUCGGGAGCGUUUCGGCCGGCGGUUGAGGAAGACACCCCAGAGAACCCAAACCCUUUAAAACCUUCCUCCCCGAGGUUGGGAAUGGCAAGAAGAGAGGGUGCCAGACACUCUGAACACUACCUCCACCGCAUCCUCCACUGACAGUCCAAAGGAAUCAUGUGGAACAACACACACACGUUGAAGGUGGAUCAAUACAAAAUUGAUUCUGCACAUGAGGGCUCAGCGUACCGCUGGUAGCCACUUCUACUACUUCAUACUCUACAUGCAACUUUUACGUUUAUAGGGCAUCAGGAGUAAUUUAUCUGACCUCUUGAUAAACAGAGGAUGAAUGUUGACUAUUUGUUCCUUCCUUUGAACCCCAUUUUUGGUCCCCACCAACUCCUGAGGGAAAUAUCUGACUCUUUGGCUGCUAAAUCAUCUGCAGUGUUCACUUGCUAUUUGCUAAUUGUCAGUGGUUGGUUCUGAUCAGGUAUUGUUAUGUGGAGAUUUUAGACAUUUUUUGCUGAUGAAAACUCAACAGUAAUGAUGCGGGCCUUAAAACCAAAACAAUAAAUUGGAAGAUACUGAAAUGGUGUUGAGGGAACUAGAGUUAAAGUUAUAUCCAGUGUUCAACAAUUGAACACAGAAGAAAACUGCUUUUGUGCGACUGUCUCACAUACCUUUUACCUUCACAGACACACAACUCAUAUGUAUUAAUGGAAUAUGGUUUAAUUAUAAUCUAUCAUUAAAUAUUACAUACAAAUUA
Gasterosteus aculeatus aculeatus (three-spined stickleback) is the source of this 1536-nucleotide messenger RNA. It is a transcript of the gene avpi1, whose product is annotated as arginine vasopressin induced 1. Lineage: Eukaryota; Metazoa; Chordata; Actinopteri; Perciformes; Gasterosteidae. The record is from RefSeq and is a predicted model, not a curated record.